GUUGAACAACAACCUGAACAACUUAUAUACAAAAUUGAUGAUUUGCCUCAACAAGUACUUUUGUUUUUUAUCAUUUAUUUGCACUAAGCUGAAUGUUAUCUAAAUUUAAAAAUUGAGUAAAGUAAGAUAAAAUAUACUGCGAAACCCCUGAAAAUAUCAGAUGAAAUCAGUCGCGAACAGAAAGCUAAGGAGUCUAUAAGAUUAAAAGAAAACCCAGAAGGACAUUGCAAUUCGAAGCUGUUUCUCCAGCUCAAAACUGUAGAACUGAAAUAAACCGACAUAAUCAGGUGUUUUGGGCCAUAAAACAGCCAGCGAAUCGGCCAAGAAAGCAGGCCUAAUUGAAGUGCAGGUAAAGCUCUCCAUCGCCAGGUAAAAGCCUAUAUUGGAGAAAACCCUUUUUGCCUUUCUGGGCCUAUAAGUUUGAGGGGUGAGCGAUUGCAGCUGUCAGAGAGAAUCGAGCAUUUAGAUCAGCAACAACAUGGGCAACGUCAUGGAUCGCAAGGUGUCCUGUUCGGAGGCACGUGCCACGACGAAUGCCACGCCCACUCCCUGUCUGACUCCCAAGGAGACGCAGGAGUCCAUGAAGCCAGAAGUGGAGCAGCCACAUGAGAUUGUACCGAAUCUGACAUUCCACUUGUUCAGCUAUCGCCAGCAGAUGGGUUGCAAAAAGCACCAGUUGAUGAAGUGGGCCACCUCGAAGCUCCUUCUCACCGAGGAGCUAUUGAAGCUACACAGACAGCACCUUCAGCCCUCCAACGAAUCAUGGACCAACUUCGACAACCUGCUGUCCGAUGAGGAGGAUGAGGAGAACAAAGCACCGGCCGACGAUGAUCCGCUGGCCCAGGAGCUGUGCCACCUGAACAACUACCGCCUGGAACUCAGGGGCACCAUCCUGGAGGUCGCCCAGGAGAAGAUGAAGAAGCGCGAGAAGAAGAAGCUAAAGCGGCUGAAACGCCGCACCCUGAUCUCCUCCAAGAAGCCCAGCAACAAGAACAAACACAAGCACUGCCAUGCUCAGCAGGAGUUGGAGGAGCACCUGGCUCCGGAUCCCCAGGAUCAGCAGGAGGUCAUUGUCAUCGAUUAGCCUUAUGUAUAGUUCCUAAGUCUUAGUUAAUUUAGUCGUUACUCUCGUUCUAAUUGUACAUAUAUUUACUAUAUAUAUUCCUAGUCUGUUUUUAUAGCCAUUAAAAUAGUACACAGC
Messenger RNA from Drosophila rhopaloa, 1201 nucleotides. RefSeq lists its product as uncharacterized. Bases 479 to 1084 code for a protein of 201 amino acids. Lineage: Eukaryota; Metazoa; Arthropoda; Insecta; Diptera; Drosophilidae. The record is from RefSeq and is a predicted model, not a curated record. The transcript has 2 exons.